ACAGGUCUUUGGGGGAAAAUAGGCGAAGGCCCUAUGGAAACACAAUGGAGGUCUAUGGACGACGUGCAGGCCAACAGACGGUUCAACGGGUCCUCUGAGCAGAUAAGUCUUCCCCAUACAAACCAGACGAGGGUUCAUUGCUAUUGACCCGCGAGAACAGCGCGUCCACUGAGCCUCCCCACCUUGAAUGGCCUUGUUGAAAAGGAGAGCCAUAAAUUGUCGGAUGAGCAGGGGGGGGAGACUCUGCAUCCCCCUCCUCUCGCAUCCCCCUCUCUCACAUGCUAUCUCUUUCUUUCCUUUACCAAGUAGUGGUUUCCAUCUCACCAAACCCUUUUUCCCCUGAAUGUUUAAAAAGAUGAAAGGAUAAGGAAAAGAAUGGAGACAAAAGAGGGGAGGGUUACGUUACAACCCUGCCCCUGAGAGACUGCUCAUGAAAGAGUCCGGGGAUGGGAGAGAUAGGGACCGGAGAGGAGACACAGAAAGAGAAGGGGGAUCAUGAAAAGAGGUUUUUCAAACUGAAAGCCGCUAAAACGGGUCAUUUCUGUAUAGAGGCAGACUAAAGUGCAGUCUUCACUCAGGGAUGGAGACAUUUAACACUGUCAAUACCCUCAAAUAGAGGGGAGCGUUGAUGUACUUGCACCCAUUGACUGAUUACACGAACACACACAAUCACACACACAUACACACACUGCAUAUUUUCUGUUUUUCUUAACCAUGCCCAUCGUACAGCAGCACUUGGUGUAGAUUUCAGAGAAUCUUCCACCAGAUUAUCAUUACCAUUAACACACAAACACUGCCUGGUGUGUCCCUCACAAGCGUUCCUCCCUCCUGGCAUUUGGUGUCAGUCACUCGAAAUCCUUGCAACCCUCCCACCAUUCUCUCUAUCUCUGACUUUGUCUGAACUUGCCCUGUAUGCACUUAGAUAUUUCUGCCUCAGGGUGCAUCAGUGAGAGUUGGAGUCUGAAAAAAAGAGGAAGAGAAAGUUGUGAGCUUGAUGCAGACAGGAGUGGCGGUCAACCAAAGACGACGAUUGAAAAGGCAGUGAUGCACAAAUGUUGUUUUCUUGCUGUCUUGCUCCUUCUCUCUCAUAGACAAAACUAACUGCAACGAUUCCCCAAUCAAGGAUGUACAGAGGUUGAUUCAAUGUUCCUUCACUGAAUAGUUUUUCAUUCUUAUUGUCAUGUGUCUCUUUGUUUUUGUUCUAAAGCCAGAGUCACCAAAAGCCUUUAAAUCAGAUCAUAAUCCAGGGAAUAAAACAAUUUUCACAGCGGUUAUCUGUUUUUCUUUCUGGGAUUUCUCUUUUCAACAAACAUGUUUCAUAACCCAAACAAAUCUUCAGACCUUUAUUAAAGCCUGACUAAAACAAAACUGAUCCUUUUCACAACCUGCCUGUUAGAUGAGGAACUUGCCUUUGGCCACAUCACUCACCGUGUCUCAUAGCUGGAAUAUUAACUUCAUUUUCUACGUAUUAUCUUCUGCUCAUGAUCCACCUUGUUCAAUCCUGUCAUUUUAAACCUAUUCUCAUUUCCAGAUGUCACUUUCACUACCUCCAGCUCCUCCAAGAAAUGUUUUCCCACACGCAGCGCCAUCACACAUCAACUUGUUGCUUCGCGUUGGACAUCCUCCUUCAUUUGAAACUGGGAUCUGAGCGUAAUUGGAAGAUGACGCAAAGACUGUGACUUUGCCUACCGUCCUCUCUCCCUCUUCAUCUCCACAUCCCUCUUCGCGUCUGUGUGUCCCUCCCGAUGCCUUGCUCUCGUCAGAUGGGAGACAGCGACACACAGCAGACAGGAUGACAAACCAGUCGACAGCCAACCAGUCCAACACAAACAAGAAGGAGAAAGAAGAAAGCCAGCGAGAUGACAACACAGAUGUUGCGUAUAAAGAUGCAGGCCACUGCAGCCGCAACACCCACAACCUGCUGCUGGGACUCACUGUUCUGGGUGUUGUCAUGGGAUCGCUGUUUGGGAUGCUGUUGCGGUACAUGACUGUGAAGGACGAUGCCGCCCUCACUAUGAUUUCCUUCCCUGGAGAUAUCCUCAUGAGGAUGCUGAAGAUGCUCAUCCUGCCUCUAAUCAUUUCCAGUCUAAUCACAGGACUGGCUGGUCUAGAUGCCCGCUCCAGUGGCAGGAUGGGAAGUAGAGCCAUGGUGUAUUACAUGACCACCACUGUAAUCGCUGCCAUCCUUGGGGUCAUCCUGGUGUUGGGUAUCCACCCUGGGAACCCAAAACUAAGGGGGGGAGGUGGCGCAACAAACUCAGCCCCGAGGAACCCAGAGGUCAGCAGUCUGGACGCCUUCCUCGACCUGCUCAGGAACCUCUUUCCUGAGAACCUUGUGCAGGCCUGCUUCCAACAGGUUCAGACAGUGCUGAAAAAGGUGCCAGUUGUCGUACAAAACCAAACUGAGCCCCUCUUUGAGAACAGGAAGAAACUGGAGUACAAAUGGGGCAUGAACGUCCUUGGCUUGAUCGGCUUCUUCAUCACCUUUGGGAUCUGCAUGGGCAGGAUGGGCGAGCGAGGGAAGGUCAUGUGCGAAUUCUUCAACAUCCUCAACGAGAUUAUCAUGACGAUGGUCUCCAUGAUCAUGUGGUACUCUCCUGUCGGCAUUGCCUCCCUGAUUGCGGGGAAGAUUGCGGCCAUCGGAGACCUGGAGGUGGUGGCCAGGCAGCUUGGCAUGUACAUGGUGACCGUUAUCGUGGGCCUGGUGAUCCAUGGCGGCUUGAUCCUACCUGCUAUAUUCUUCGCUAUCACUAGAAAAAGCCCCUUCACUUUCUACUCUGGCAUCUUCCAGGCUUGGAUCACAGCUCUGGGCACUGCCAGCAGUGCAGGAACGUUACCCGUCACCUUCCGCUGCCUGGAGGAAAAUCUGAAGAUUGACAAGCGUGUGACUCGUUUUGUGCUGCCAAUAGGCGCCACCAUUAACAUGGACGGCACUGCGCUGUAUGAGGCUGUGGCAGCCAUCUUUAUUGCCCAGAUGAAUGACAUCUCUCUGGAUACGGGACAGAUCAUCACUGUCAGUAUGACUGCCACCCUGGCCAGUGUUGGAGCUGCCAGUAUUCCCAGUGCUGGACUGGUUACCAUGCUGCUGAUUCUGACGGCUGUGGGGCUGCCAACUCAGGACAUCAGUCUGCUCAUCGCUGUCGACUGGCUGCUUGACAGAAUGCGUACCUCCAUCAAUGUGGUGGGCGAUUCGUUUGGCGCAGGGAUCGUGGACCACUUGUCCAAGGCGGAGCUCGCUGAAAUUGACGCAGCAGAAAUGCUUCUGCUCCAUCCAGAGGAGGAGCUCGAUUUCAUCCCUCCUCCGCCGAUCCUCACCGAGAUUGACCUAAUCGACCCUUUCAAACCGCCCAACCUGCCUCCUCGCUCCCCUCGCCCUCCCAAACAAAACAACCACGGCCCAGUUCUGUCCCAGUCCCACUCCAUUAAUUACUCACCUUCCCGUUCUGUCCGAUCUCCAUCCCCACGCUCCAUCCGCUCUCCCUCUCCGCGCUCCGUUUGCUCCCACUCCCCCCGACCUUUCCGUGCUCAUUCACCACGCCUUCCCCGCAGGACGGAGGCGGGAUACUGCGCCCUGCCCAGCCAUGAUAACCAGGUUCCGACUAUGCAUCGGUCCUACAGAGAGAGAGACAGGGAACGGGAUCGUUUGAGGCGAGAGAGUGAAACCGAAGAGGACGAGGAGAGAGAGAGGGUUUUGGGUGAAGUGAGCGACGGUGAGGAGAGCGAUGACACUGCUUAUGACCGGAGACACGCCAUGCCGACGAGCGACCUGCCAUGAUUGGAUUUUUAUUGCCACAAAUCUCCCCCAUCAAUUAGUAUUUGUUUUUCUACAGCACAGUAGACUUCUGGCUGGUUACAUUGCUACUUCUUAGAUGUAUUGUGAGUUCUCUGCUCUUCAUUAGCAGAACUUUUGGAUAAAGUGAUUGACAAGCUCACACUUUGGGCUUAAAACAGAUAGAUAUUUAAAUGUUGAGGAGGCCCUUAAAACCAGGUCUGAGACUUUUGCUCUUACGUUUGAAAAAUUGAACUUAACUGGAAAGUUGUUUCCCUUUACUUGUGUCUCCUUUCCUGUCUUGAUUUGUCAUCUCAUAACCAAACUGAAAAUGCUCCUGUAUGUCUGAACUUACUUAAAUGCACCUGAUAGGAGAAAAAAUCUGCUCUCGACGAGAAAAGUAUCCCAGUGUUACCAGCUAUCAACGCACAUCAGUUUUUACAGUAGUCAAUCUUUUACCUUCGCUCAACUCUUUCUCUUCAACUUUUAUUUUCCUGGCAGAAGUGGAAAUUAUUUAAUUCAAAGGAAUAGUUUUACAUUUAGAAAAAAACACUGUCUUACAGAGCGUUAGACAAGAAAAGUGAUGUAAGAGCUGUUGUAAAACCCACCUACCAACAUCUCUUAAGCUCACUGUGUUUCAUGACAAAUCUUGUUUGCUUAAAAAGGGACACUACUAUUAUAAACAAUUUGUUGUUUUGGAACAGUAAACAGGUUUGGCAUCAAUGGGUCCCGGACAAGAAAUAGGCUAGCCCAUAAUACAUUUUGUGGUACAACUGCUGGCUGUAGUUUCAUAUUUAUCACACCGACACGAGAGGAAAUGUCAAACUAUUUCCUUAAAUGGCCUCGAUAAUACAGGUUCGUAUAAAGGGACAACCAGUAGACAUUAUUUUUAUACAUCUUUACCUUCUUGCAUUUUCUUCCUUGGGGCUCUUCUUGCACAUCACCUAUUACCUUGAUGUUAAUAUUGUCUAUAUUAUCUAUGGUUUGUAUUUUGUUGUUGUGGUCUGGUCUCUGAAAUGAUGAGUAAUAGGCAAGAUGCUGUUAACAUUUUGAUGUAUGUUUAAAUUGACUAGUUUUAAUCUUAUUUCAUUAUUCUUAAUUGCUGUAAAAUAACGUCAUCAGUCUCUUCCGCCCCACUGAGCAUUUCAUUUUCAUUUGAACUUGAUCAACUGCCUCCCACCACCCUUGAGUCUUAACUCAGACUCACAGGUCCAGCUCGUGUGUAUA
This is a messenger RNA of Eleginops maclovinus (Patagonian blennie), 4996 nucleotides long. RefSeq names its product hydroxysteroid (17-beta) dehydrogenase 14 (gene hsd17b14). Gene Ontology annotation, molecular function: oxidoreductase activity; neutral L-amino acid transmembrane transporter activity; L-glutamate transmembrane transporter activity. Gene Ontology annotation, biological process: L-aspartate transmembrane transport; L-glutamate import across plasma membrane. The record is from RefSeq and is a predicted model, not a curated record. Gene Ontology annotation, cellular component: plasma membrane. Lineage: Eukaryota; Metazoa; Chordata; Actinopteri; Perciformes; Eleginopidae. The transcript is spliced from 12 exons. Bases 1793 to 3775 code for a protein of 660 amino acids.